AUGUACGACCAGAAGACGGACCUCCGCCGGCAGGGUCUCGCACUGUCACCGAAGACGACGGAGGCGGCCCGGCGACAGCUGAAGCAGGCGGCCAUUGAGAUAUGGUCGGAGGAUCUCCUCCGACCAAGAGCAGGUGUCAGGGCCGUCCAGGCCAUUCAGCCGGUGCUCCAGGAUUGGCUGUCGAGAAAGCCCGGACUUUCUUACAGAGUCGUGCAGGUGCUCACCGGGCAUGGGUGCUUCGGGGAGUACCUGCACGACAAGGCUCGAAAAGAGCCUUCUAGGAGGUGUCAUCAUUGCGCGGAGGUCAGGGACACGGCGCAACAUACAGUAGAGUUCUGCCCAGCCUGGGCGGACCAGCGCCGUGCCUUGACCUCCGCCAUAGGGGGGGAUCUCGGGCUCCCCAGCAUGGUCAAGGCCAUGCUGGAGAGCCAACAGAAGUGGGAGGCGGUCGCCUCCUUUUGCGAAGAGGUACUUACGCGGAAGGAGGCGGCCGAAAGGGAGAGAGAGGCCGACCCUAAUGCGCCCCCAAUGCGGCGCAGGAGGGUCGGCCCCAGAGGGAGAAGAUUCGCCGCCCAAGCGGCGAUAAAUUGA
Molecule: messenger RNA, 591 nt
Organism: Nylanderia fulva
Lineage: Eukaryota; Metazoa; Arthropoda; Insecta; Hymenoptera; Formicidae
Source: RefSeq, a predicted model, not a curated record